This is a messenger RNA of Coccinella septempunctata (seven-spotted ladybird), 2129 nucleotides long. It is a transcript of the gene Nup75, whose product is annotated as nuclear pore complex protein Nup85. Gene Ontology annotation, molecular function: structural constituent of nuclear pore. Gene Ontology annotation, cellular component: nuclear pore outer ring. Gene Ontology annotation, biological process: protein import into nucleus; mRNA export from nucleus; positive regulation of DNA-templated transcription. The coding region runs from base 137 to 2059 and encodes 640 amino acids. Lineage: Eukaryota; Metazoa; Arthropoda; Insecta; Coleoptera; Coccinellidae. The transcript is spliced from 10 exons. The record is from RefSeq and is a predicted model, not a curated record.
CGAUAUUUUUUUAACAACCCUAGGUUAACCCUUAUUCAUUAUCUGUGGUUAAUUUUAACCUAAAUUUUGAACGAUUUGAAUUUUUCUGUAUGAAUUUUUUACAUAAAAAUAUAGAAUUCACUAGAAAAAAAUAGAAAUGAAUGAGACACAAAUCAUAAUCCCCAGUAAAUUGUGCCAAAGAGCCGGUAUUUCGCUAGCUUGGAAGCCGUUCAAUGAUUUGGGCAUUUUCGCAUAUGAAAGAAAACAUUCUGGGGCACCAGAUAAACCCAGUCAACAUUAUCCAACCUCAGAAGUUUCAGUAUUUCAUCUUCGACAAGAGGUUACUUUGUUUCGACCAGUUCUUCGGAAACUUGUUAAUGAAUCCAAUGGCACCUUCUUAGACCUUCAAUCGGUGGUAUCGAGCAAAGCAUUUAAUGCACACGAAGAUCUCCUCAACUUCAGUAGACAGUACAGGUCAAUUAUUAGAGCAUGCCUUGAAAAUUUACAAGAAGAUAUUCUAAAGGCAGGAACUUCUUGUGAGAGGGACGAAAUCCAAAAUCUUAUAACAAUUUUUUAUUCCGUUGAAUGCAUAUGGCAUUUAUGUGAAAUAUUAUUUAUUGAUGCAACACCUGGAAAUGUAGUGUUGCCCCAUUUAUUGGAUUGGGUUAGAUUUCACUUUCCCAAAUAUGAAAGGAAUGCUGCUGAAAUGUUGUGUGAUGCGGGAAAUUCUCUUGAAAUGAAAGUAGAAUAUUGGCCUACCGUUAUUGGUUCCCUAUUACAAGGAAGGAUAAAAGUAGCAAGAGGACUUCUUAAACAGCAUUCUGCAUCCGAUACAAAAUCUUUCAUGAUCGCAGAUCAAUGCUUGAAAACCAUGCCAUUAUAUGAUGUUUACAGUGGACUUUCUGCCCAAGAAUUUCACUUGCAAAGGCAGCACUGGAAGGUAGACGUUCAAUCAAAAAUUGAGGCCAAAGUAUUCUCUAAUAAUAAAAAUUUGGAGCUCAUCAUGGGGAUCAUAGUGAAAAAUGAUUUAGCAUGGUCAGAAAUCAAGAACUAUUACGACACUUGGUAUGAACUGUUACCAGCUUGGUUAUUUUACUCGGACCCAACUGUCAAAUCAUACGAAUUAGGAAAUUAUGCAAAACUUUGUAUCAAUGAGAUGGGUAAAGAAAACAAAUUGAGGCAUAUAGAUAAAGUCCUUUUAGCUGCAAUGCGGUACGAUCAGUUAGAGGUGAUAAAAGAAAUUCAGGAUAUGUGCGAAAACGGCUGGUUUGCCACUCAUUUAAUCAAUAUUCUCUACCAUUCGGGACAGUUAUCGAAGAUUGAGAAAGAAGUUGAUAAAUUCUCUGGUAAAGCGGUUCAAGAGUCGUUCAUUCUCAACUACGGUACUAUGUUGAUGAGUCAUAAAUCACUGUGGCAAGUAGGACUUAGUUACUUGGAUCAUUGUUCUGAAACAGGUUUACAUGCGAUACAACUUUUACUGCCUAGACUGCCUCUCGAAACUGAGUUAAAAUGCCAUAAAAUAAUUAGAGAAGCUCAGAAACGAGGUCUAUCCCAUAUAGUUCAUCUUCUGUGCAAAAUACAAGGAAUGAAAAAUGUUAAGAUGGGUCGGUUAGGUACCGCCCUAACCUGGGCUUUAAAAUCACAAGAUAGUACCUUUGUUUCCCUGCUGGCCGAUAAAUUCCUCAGGGAAUAUGCAGAAAAUGGAAAAUUGAAAAAUACAGAUCUUCUCUUCAAUUUGGGGCCAAGCAUGUUGGCCAGUGAUAGGCUUAUAUUUUUAGGGAAAUAUUAUGAAUUCCACAAAUUAUACCAAGAGAGGCAAUUCAAAGAGGCUGGAAACUUGCUCAUCAAAUUAUUAGAAUCAAAAAUCAUACCUAAAUAUUUCUGGUACAUUUUACUUUUGGAGGCGAUACCGUUAUUAGAGAGCGAAGAAAUCAUUUUUUCCAGUAACGAUACAUAUAUGAUAAUAAAUUUUCUGGAAGGAAAUAUAAUGGACGAGAAAUUGAAAACUAAAUUGAAUGUCUUGAGGUUAGCAACAGCGAGGAAUUUAUCCAGAGCAAUUUUGUUUGAAGCUCAAGGAUGAGCCAUUCAAGAAUAAUGUGUCUAUACUUUUUUACAUUUUUUAAGACCAAUAAACGAAAUCAGAUAUCAAA